CCCACGUGAUAGGCCUAGAUCAAAACAUCAGAAUGUAAAGGACAAAUGCUUGUAUCCACCCGAUUCCUUUAUGAACUGGAAAGAGGGAAUAUCCACAGAAAACCUGCCAAAAGGACAGUCAGAAAUUUUUUCAUAUGCUAGUGGAUCAGAUGAAAUCAUCCAGGCUUCAAAAGCUUUUUGAACACUGUAAAAGAUUUGGUUUCGUUACAGAAAAAUUUAAAACUUCGGAAACGGCUUAUUUUCCAGAAUCCAUCUCAUCUAAUAAAGAUACGCAUAACCGUUUAAAAAAUUCAUCAAAUGUGGAUAUAAAGACUGUUACUUACGAAUAUGGAUCGUUCGGGUCUUUAAUGAGAAGAAAUGUAAUUGAUCAAUGGUGGAGGCACUCAGUCACUUUCCAAGACAGAGUUUUCCCACUUUUUUUCUUAGGGUCAAAUGAUGUGGAUAUUGAUAAUGCAGUCGCUCGUCAAUACGCAUUCAUACCAAGGAUCAAGGCGCAAGAAAAUUACGAGAAGUUAACCAAAGAAGUGCUUUGCAAAGAACUUGGUGUGGCGCAAGUAACAACCCAGCCGAGUUGCAAUUAUUCCGAUUCUUUCAUUGCAAGAUCACCAUUUGUUGAAUAUCUCACUGUUCACCAUUUUUGCCCAAUAAAAAAGGGGAGUACAAUUUUUAACGACCUAAUAAAGCAAAGAUUACGCUGGUGGAAAAGAUUCUCUAACAAACAAUCAAAUUUUGAUCAUCUGGUCAAAGAAACUGAUAGUAAUGUGACUACUGCUGAAAUUUCUUAUAGCUGUUCUUUUGGAAGAGAGACUGUGGAGACCAUUCAUCUUGGUAUUAAAGAUGAUAAUGACAAAGUUUGGCAAGACAACAAAAGCAUUAUUGAGUGCUGCACUACUGUAGAACAAGCAAUGCUUGCUUAUCUCGAUGAUGGACUGGAAGAAAGAAUACAGGAAGAUGAAGAUGAUACAGCAUCUCAAAAUGUUUUACGUUUGCACCCUAAUUUGGCACCAAUAAAGGUGAUAAUCUUGGCUGAAGACCCAUCAAAUGAAGAACAGCUAGAUUUAGUGAAUCGUCUUUCCAAAGAAUUGAAGAUUUCUGGGAUACCAUGCCACAAACUUUUCCUUCACAAUGAGCAAGAUGCAUAUAAUUUCGCAGAUGCAAUUGGUACACCUUUUUCUUUGAAAAUUGACCAGCACACAUUGCAAAGGGGAGUUGUUGGAUUACGUCAUCGUGAUACCACCGUCCAUGAGUUUUUGCAUAUUGCAGAGACCAGAGAAACUCUGACAAAAAUACUUAAGAGCUAAUCAUAUACAAGAAGUUGUCAAUUGAGGCCUCAAAAUAAUUAACAUAUGAUACUUUUGGAUCAGCUUAAGUGCUCGAACCAAUCCUAAGUAUGCUCGGCUGUCGGAAGAUUGAGUAUACUGACUGCAUUUUAUUAGAGGUAGAAAACAAAGACACCUGACCAUUCUACAUUGUAACAUCGGUUUUCAGACGUUUUGUAUCAAAUAUCAUUGUCAAUUAUCAAUUAUGAAUAAAUCUUUUAACCAUGUUGUAUAAAUUGUUGUUAAAGAGGUUUGGCCGCCGACACAAAUUGCCUUCAUUGGCUGUUUUGUAAAACUUUAAAAACUCUAGAAGCCCAAUAGAAAAAUCCAUUAGAAUUGUGCAGAUCAACCAAAAUUUGCUGAAAUUAAGUCGUGAGAGUAGAUCGAGAAGAUACUUAUCCCAUCUUGCUGGAGUGUGUAUGACAGCGUUUGUGAGGAUAUCGUGUCACUACCCCACUGCUUGUUGAAAUAUUUUGGUGUGAUCACUGAUAAAAUCUGGAGUCUGGGAGUGCCGUGAGCCCCUAAAGGGUUCUAAAAUGCAAAGAUCUGAAAAAUGUUCAAACCCAGUGUUGUUCACACAAAACGAAAAAGUGGUUGCAUUUUCUGGAGCCAAUCCCAUUCGCACCAGAGCACCCCUCUGGUUACAGUACUGAGGAUCAGGGGC
Rhopilema esculentum is the source of this 1983-nucleotide messenger RNA. RefSeq names its product DNA polymerase subunit gamma-2. Gene Ontology annotation, biological process: mitochondrial DNA replication. NCBI's taxonomy places the organism in Eukaryota, Metazoa, Cnidaria, Scyphozoa, Rhizostomeae, Rhizostomatidae. Gene Ontology annotation, cellular component: cytoplasm; mitochondrion. The record is from RefSeq and is a predicted model, not a curated record.